GUCCAACCCCAGAUGCAAAUUUUAAGUUUAUGCAAUUGGUCACCGCACGUCACAAAUGCAUCAAACUCCGGAAAAAGAGUGCUUACAAUGCAUACGAGGCCACGCCCUUGAAGGCAUUGGAAACUUUUUCCCUUGCCUACUUUUAAUGUGGAAAUUUCAAACAGGUCCAAGCUUGUUUUCUAAAACCUCACCUUUUUUCCCUGUAGCCUACAUUGAGUAUGAUUAAAGUGCAAAUUAUAUUAAACUGUUAGUCCUAAGUGUAAUCAUCCGCCUGUAAUUAUGAUGCUUAAAGAAAACAUUUUUCCAUUCAAAAAAGAAAGAAACGAUCCUACCACAACAACCACAAAAAAUAGCGAUAAUCAUUCAUCUAGGAAAAAUAAAGGCUCAAGAGACUUUACAUGCUUUCUUCAUUCCUAAUCCAUCAUGACAAGAACAAUCCUUUUUUCUUGACAUUUAGCUUAUCUUAAACGCAUGGUAAGCAGGUAAGGGGGCGUUUUUUUGUGCCCUCAUGUGCUUAAAUCAACUGAUCAAUGACAAGCAUCAUAUCACAGCUACAAGACAAACCAUCAAAACUGGCAUGGGAACAAGGAAUAUGGUCACCCACUUUCUUGGGCAUUAGGUAUGGAGUCUGAUCCAAGUCAUCCUAAUGGGGUGAGUUCUUUUUCAAAACUACAUACAUUUUAGUGGAACUGAUCGGACCCAUCACUGCUCACUCCGUUCCUUUUCCGCCAUUAUAUAAGGACUCCCAUCCUACAUUUGUUAUUCCAGAGCAACCCCCACUCUCUCACACACAAAAUGGCGGGUGUCGGAGUUGUGUGCGUAGUCUUCUUGGUCCUGUGUGCUGUAAUGCCAAGUUUGGCGACUGAUUAUACCGUGGGUGACUCGACCGGUUGGACAAUGGGCGCUGAUUACAGCACUUGGACUAGCGGGAAGACCUUCGUCGUUGGCGACACUCUUGUAUUCAAUUAUGGAGGGGGACAUACUGUGGACGAGGUGAGUGCAAGUGAUUAUAGCACUUGCACAGUUGGGAAUGCUAUUACUUCAGAUAGCACAGGCGCCACCACAAUAUCUCUCAAAAAAACAGGCACGCAUUACUUCAUAUGUGGGGUAAUUGGACAUUGUGGUAGCGGGAUGAAGCUUGCUGUUACGGUGGAAUCAGGAAAAACCACUGCACCGCCUACCUCGUCGUCCGCAACACCAUCUUCCGGUGCCGCCACCACUUCACCUGCGACGCCCACUGCCACUACCACUACCACACCUUCAUCUACUGUUGCUCAUUCAUCUGCAGGGAACGCUUUUUCUCCAUUUGUAGCUGUAGUAAUCACUUGGCUUGCUUUGUUUUUGUUGGUUUUGUCAUGAUUGAGGUUGGUGAUGGUGCCUUUUCAGGCCAGGAUGGAGGCAGUGCUCCCUUUCUAUUCUCUAUCUCUCUUUUUCUCUUUCAUACAUGGGAGAGAUGCUUGUAUUGAGAUUUUUCUAUUGUGAUGAAUGAGUAGGUUGUUUGUGAUAUAA
Messenger RNA from Vitis vinifera (wine grape), 1509 nucleotides. RefSeq names its product blue copper protein. Gene Ontology annotation, molecular function: electron transfer activity. NCBI's taxonomy places the organism in Eukaryota, Viridiplantae, Streptophyta, Magnoliopsida, Vitales, Vitaceae. The transcript has 2 exons. Gene Ontology annotation, cellular component: plasma membrane. The coding region runs from base 796 to 1359 and encodes 187 amino acids. The record is from RefSeq and is a predicted model, not a curated record.